ACAUGAUUGCUCUCAUCCGGGCAAAAAGAGACCAGGAUUCGCAUCUUGCCGGCCUCGCACACACCACGAGAAGGAUGAAGACGAAGACAUGGAAGUGGGACGACGUGGAGAAGAGGCUGGUGCACAUGGGGGUCACGAGUAGAAAGGCCGUCGAUUGCGGGAAGAAAUGGGACAAUCUGUACCAGCAAUUCAAAACCGUGCACAAGUUUAUGGGAGAAUCGGGGGAGCCAAAUUUCUUCACACUAACGCCAGGCGAGAGAAAGGAGCGGGGGUUCGAUUUCCGGAUGGAUGAGCGUGUGUAUUCGGAGAUGGCGGCGAUGACCAGGAGCGAUCACACCAUACACCCCACCAAUCUCGCCGACACCGGUGCGACUGGAGGUGUUCAAAUGCCCGGCCCACGCGGAGGUCGGAAUGAAUCCGACGGUAGUGAGGGGGGCGGGGACGGACAGGACGAUGAUCAGGGGUCCACGAGGGAUUCUAUCAGCGGCGGUGGUGUUGGCGGGGGCAGCAAAUGGAAAAAUGUGAGACAGCAGACCUUUGACACGAUUGCAGACGUGAUGAGGGAGCACGGGAGUCUGAUGGCGACAACCGUGGACAGGGCGAGCAAGAGACAGUGCUCAAUUCUGACUAGGCAGUGCGACAUUCUGGAGCGAGAGGUUGAAGUGCAGAAGGAACACUACGUUAAGGCUGACCAGACGAACUUGAUGAUGUGCCAAGCACUUAUGGAGAUUGCUAAAGCGAUCCGCGAGCGAUCCGUUGUUGGCGGUGCUGCCGGGACGGUACCAAGGACCCCAAACACGGCAGGGGUUGUCGUCACAGGCGCGCGGGUCGCGAGACAACUUUCGGCGGGGGCAGGCCAAGGUCAGCCACGUCAGCCACUCCCCCUGCAACACGUGUUGGCAUCAGGGGGAGGGCACACAACGACCUCACAAAAGGGCGACGAGACGGCUAGCGCCAGUCGGACGGCAGCGGCAGAUCACACAGCUAAAGCUGGAGUCGUCCAAGGUGCGGGAAGGGGGGGGGUCGACGACGUUGGCCGUGACGAUGGCCGAAGAGACGGUAAGCGAGAGGGCAAUGACGGCGACGACCGUCCACUUGUGCCGAGGGGGAAGGGAGCGCCGAAGGAGGACGAGCUGGAAGAGAAGGCCAAGUUGUGGGUUGAUUGCGACGCUUUCUGGGGUCCGGGUCCCGGGAAACCUCUGAGGGAGGCGGUAGGUGAAUGCACCGACUACUUCGUCGCCAUCGCCAACGGAGACGCAGGAGCUGAGCCGCCUUCGAUGCUCAUCAUGCCGCCGAAUGACAUGCCGCGCUUCAAGAUCGACGACCCGACGCAGCGUGAUCCGGCUCUCCGCAGAGCGCGCAGCGUGGAGAGAGUAGUGCUGCGCACCAUCCACGGUUGGAUCUUUAAAUCGCAGUCGAGGUCGACUUGCUUCUCUCGUGUAGAGUCCUACAUCACCGUCGACUUCGCCACGGACCUCGCACGAGCAGUUUGGCAAGCCUUGGAAUGGUCGAGAGUGGUAUCCCCUGCACUCGUCUACCACACGUUGGCGAUGAAGAUGGACGUGCCUCUAUGGUUCGCGGGGGUGAAGAUCGAGGACCGCCUGGAAGACAAUGACAUGGCGGCGCGGCAGGAGGCGACAGUUCUUCUGCUGGCGGAGUGCUGGACUGAUGCGCUCUGGUGCGGACAGUGGGCGGAUGGCGGGCGCGUAAAACAGGAGAGGUUGUCCAGGCUGGCGGACAGUCUGCGAGCGUUGUCGUGCGCGGUCAUGUGGAUCAUGUGCAUGGGAGGUGACGACGACCGAUCGCAUUACGAGGCAUGGUCGUACACGUCCAUGGUCGCGAAACCGACGAUGAUAGCGGCUGGGUUGUAUAUCUUCAACUGGCGUCGACACGUGGUGGACUCCGCCAACCUCGUCCUCGAUCGUCUAGGGAAGGCCCACCUCACGCUGGGAGAUUACCAGCAAUGCAUUCCGGAAUGGUGCGAUUGCGGGUUGGCGUUCGGGCACAAUGCUGCCCUGAAGAACGCGACGGAGGCCGUGAAACACGGGUGGAGCGGCAGCGGGCCCGCGGCGGAUGGCGAUGGAGAUGAUGGCAAGUGACACGUCAUCUCGAGCAUAUGGCAGCGAGUUGGUGCAUAUCAUCGGCGCUUCGUCGACAGUGGUGACGA
This is a messenger RNA of Chara braunii, 2167 nucleotides long. Lineage: Eukaryota; Viridiplantae; Streptophyta; Charophyceae; Charales; Characeae. The record is from the annotation of a GenBank genome assembly.